Rangifer tarandus platyrhynchus (Svalbard reindeer) is the source of this 384-nucleotide messenger RNA. The record is from the annotation of a GenBank genome assembly. NCBI's taxonomy places the organism in Eukaryota, Metazoa, Chordata, Mammalia, Artiodactyla, Cervidae.
AUGUCCAUUCUGGCCGGUAGGUGUCUCUGCUUUGCUGGUGGCCAAAUGGUUUUAAUGGUGCCCUUGAGUCCAAGUCACAGGUCCUUAGUUCCAGACACCAUGCUUGGUAAAUACGUCUCUUGGGGCUGCGCUCCUAUUCUGUCACGGGGCGAAGUGGUCUCUCAAACUCUUCCCCGUGGCGGUGAGGGGGCAUCUGGUGACCGAGCCCCUCUGACCAGCAUCAUUGCUCCUACUACCCCUCCCCUUGGCGAGAAUGCUGGGGGAAACCAGGCACAGACCUCCCUCCUCGCUCUCCCUCCUGAUUGCUGUGGGGAGUGUGGGGUCGGGAGAUGGGGGACAGAGGAACCACAGGACAGAGCCAGCAGUGGCAGCCUCUUCAAGUGA